This is a messenger RNA of Kwoniella botswanensis, 2280 nucleotides long. RefSeq lists its product as uncharacterized. NCBI's taxonomy places the organism in Eukaryota, Fungi, Basidiomycota, Tremellomycetes, Tremellales, Cryptococcaceae. The coding region runs from base 1 to 2280 and encodes 759 amino acids. The transcript is spliced from 8 exons. The record is from RefSeq and is a predicted model, not a curated record.
AUGAGUCGCCUGUCUCCCACCGCACCUUCUUUUCAACCUAGCAAUCCCCCCGCUUCUAUCCAGAUCAGACAAGCCUACUUGGCCGGAGGAGGAAGAAGAGGACAUACCAUGUUCCCGCACCGCUCAAGAGCCUCAAAUAGAGGUGGUCAAGGACGAUACAGCCAUUACCCUUAUCAUCGAUCAGACAUGGUGCCAUCUAGUGUCAGAGUUCCUAAUUCCCAGGUUGGAAUUACACCUGAACAGAAAGCCACCGGAUCAGAGAUCAUCGGCCAUAGCGAUGGCGACAAUCAACAAACGGCAUCGAACAUCAAAGCAGUUUUGAACACCGACGCUGACGAUGAAGGAGAUAUCAAGAAGGAGAAUGAUGCACCAACUAGACCACCUAUACAUCCGUAUAUGGCGGUCACUCCUGCUACUGAGGGAGAAGAGGUCCUUUCGGACCGAACCACACCUAUUUCCGGACAAAGUCAAGAAGCAGAUGACAUACUCAAGUAUGCCUUUCAAAGUCAAUUCUCGAAUGACUGGAGACAUAGGGAUAUCUCUCGAAUUCCCAAUUCCAAUCAGGAGAAUAUCUGGGAGAGUCAAAACAACCAUCUUCUAAUGAACAAUCACUCUCAAUCUGGGCGAAGCACUUAUGAAAGGUCAACCUUGGGUAAUCCUGCUCCUGCUCCUCGAGUUAAACGGGAGAACUCAAUCAGCUUGGCUUCAAAUGACGACCACGGCAGACACAGCCGCUUCUCAUCCGAGCAUAUCCGACUAGACGGCUUGGGAGAAGGAAGAUCAAGAAACGGGUAUGGUCGAACGCUCAUGGGCGGACAAGAGUCUGGUCGAGGAGUGAUUGGGAACACGUCUCUCGAAAGUGAUGAGAAUGGAGAUACUACUGUUGUAGUCAGCGAAGCAGGAUGUGAUAUCCCGAUGAUUCGAGAACCAUGGUCCACUCAAGCUCAAAUACCUCAAGGAAGUUGGGGAGGAGAGAUAAAAGCUAAUAUUGGUCCUCAUACCAUAUUCCUAAAUCCCGAUUUACCACCUUUGGCGAUUGAGCAUCCUGCAAGAGUUUGGAACUCGAUGAUCCAUUCUCUCGAAUCUCACCUUCAACCGGUCAUAAAAUGGGACUAUGAGAAGGUCUUGCUUCAACACCAAGGUCAAGACACACUCUGGAUGGCUCAGCUCACCCUCGUACUUCCCUCGACCCAUCCGACUAUCACUGGACACCCCUUGUUUCGAAGUUUACCUAAGAAUCAAUGGAAGAAGGAAUACGUGGCGGCUGUGGAAGCGAUAGGUGGAGUCAAGAAGUGGGUUGGUGAGCCCAGAAAACUCAAGGCCGACGCUCAGAACACCACUCUGGUCAAGUGCAUCUCUGAAGAUGCUCUCGCUUGGGUCCUAGCUCCCAAUGGCGUUCGAGAGUUCCAAGAGAGCGACGAUGAAGAUGAAGACGAGGCGAUUGCCAAUCCAAAUACUGGAAUGACUAACGUUUACUCCGCUCAGAACGAUUCUGGCAAUCAAUUCCAACAUCUUCAUCCUGGACUUCAAAGCAUGGUGCUUCAUGCGCCUUCGCAGUCGGAUGAAACAAAACUGCAGCCUGGUUCCGAGGCGCACAGUUUCGAGAUUCAAAUCGAUGAAGAUGACAUUGGAACGUCAUUCCAACUCUUCAUGGAUGCACUUCAUCGAACACUCGGUCCUGGAGGCGUCGAUAUACCUAAUCCCGCAUCUUUCUCAUCUAAUUGGGAACCGUUUACCAAUAAAUUUGGCUGUACUCUAACGAUCGGCUCGCCUGGAAAUGUCAGGUUAUAUCAAGAACCGAGCACUCACACUUACGCCGAAGAAGCUCAAAAUGCCGUUUGUCAAAAAGCCUUGGACCUCAACGUCGUUGGGUUGAUGGAAUGGCUCAAGGAAAGCCUUUUACCUCCCGCGCCACGAACUGUCGACCCUAUUUCUGAAGAGCAGCCUAAGGAGAUUAUUGUGAGACCGCCUCAAUCUGUUGAAGGUAGUGUUGCUAUUCCAGUGAAAGAUUAUAAGCCUAGUUGGCAAAGUGAAUUAGCAGCUUUCUGCUCUGGAACGGGGAGGCCGCCUCCAGAAUAUCAUGAACAAAGUAUCAUGUAUGAAGGGAUUCCCGAGGUCGUUAGCGAAGUGACAAUCGGGGCUCAAACUUUCUCCGUCCCGAAGCAUGGGAGAUCGACCGAAGAAGUCCAAGAAUACCUCGCUAGGAGAGUUCUGAUGGAUCAUUUUGGCUUCAAGCCUAGAGAAGAGGCACCUCUGGUAGUAUCAACUUCUAAAUCAUGA